UUUCCAGCCAGGAAUCAGCCCGCUGUGACUCAUGUAGCUAGCAAUCUAGGAAGUUGUCCCACAGUCGAGACCUUUUUCUGUGACUUUUACAACAAAAGUUGUUGCAAGUUUCUACGUUUUUUAGCCGAAACAUCCUAGCGACAAAAUGUUUUUCGUCCCAGGACAGCCGGUGACUGCCGUUGUGCAACGAAUUGAGAUCCAGAAGUUGCGGCAGGGAGAUAAUCUGAUCCUGGGCUUCAGUAUCGGAGGAGGGAUAGACCAGGACCCUGGACAGAACCCCUUCUCUGAGCACAAGACGGACAAAGGCAUCUACGUGACCAGGAUAACACCAGGAGGACCAGCAGAGAAGGCAGACUUGCGCAUGGGAGACAAAAUAAUGCAGGUGAACGGCUGGGAUAUGACCGUGGUGACCCACGACCAGGCUCGUAAAAGACUAACGAGGAAGAAUGAGGACGUGGUGCGGCUUCUCGUAACCAGGAAGUCGUUGGAAGAAGCUGUCAAACAAUCUAUGGGAAGUGGGCCCAGACAGUAAUGUAGUGGCACUACUUAUAACCACAGACUAAUGCAAUAGCCAAGGACCGAACACUCUCAUAUACUUAGACUCCCACUAAUUCAAAUGAUGGUUGCACCGUGGCCUUUAUAACUACGUCAAUGCAAAAAUAUUUAAUAUUUUAGGUGACAUAUCCAGAUGCCUGAGUCUGCACAAUUCUUGCUCAUUCUGAUCAGUCAUUGGUGAAUGAUCCAUACACACUCAAACUUAUCUAACAUAUCCACCUGCACCUUCUGAAAUAUGGAGCAAUCCAAAACUUUUUUCUCAAAUACAUUAAAUCUGUUCUCGAAUUAAUCGAAGAUUUUAACUUUCAUAAAAUAGUGCUUGCCUAUCUCUCCACUAUACAUCAAUUUUAAAGUAUAGCACAGCAUUCUUGAUUCAUUCCCACUUAGGAGAUAUUUGCCAAAUGUCCUCAGUCCAUGCUUGACAGGAGUUUUUUGGGAGCGGUCGCAGUCUUUCUUUAGCAUAUAUUUGUCAAAAACACCUUUGAUCCUUUUCGCCUACAGCUGACCAAAGUUUGUCUUGAUGGUUUGGAUACAUCAAGAAUGUUCAUUACUGUUUACUGUAUCUUUAAUGAUCAACGUUUCAUCUAAUUUCAAUUAAAAAAAAAAGUUAAUUCCUGUCAAAAUUACAGCAUCAAAUGCCAAAGUAAUAGCCAAGGCACUGUAAAGUGAUCAAAAUAUGUAAAGCAGUGUUUGUGGUCAUUUUCUUACAUUUUCUUUAUUAUAAUGGUACAGUAUACUGUACAAAGUAACAAACUAAUUAUUUUUACUGAUGCAUUUUUUGUUGAUGUCUAUUACAUGUGUGGGAAAGUAACAUCUUCUGUCAUUCUGUGUGUCUGUCUGCUAAAGUAACACAGUUCAAAAUGCACAUUUUCUUCCAAGUUACACUAAUUAUGUCUCAUACUUUUGGAUAUCACCUGUCAAAUCAUUUUCAAUGUAUUCACUCUCAACUAUCACCUUUAUCAGCAAGAGAAAGUUGGUAAUUUGCUGUUUUGAUGCAAGCAAACCCACUAGUUUUUCACUGGAAUCGGCUGCAUUCAGAUUGUCUCAACCUGUAAAAUAUUUUGAAGUUGUUUGUCAAUGACCAAAAGUCCAAGUCGAAACUGAAUGAAUGUUGUUUGAUAACUAUUAAUGUGCACAGCAGCCUUAAAUGAAUACUUUAUACCACUAAGUUUAAUGAUACCUAUUUGUUUCUAUUUUUUAUUUUGCCAUUCCAGUAUGGUUUCUGCAACACAACAAUGAUUUACUGCCUUUAGAACCAAUCAUUAACAAUACUUUGGCUUUGAAAUGUUACAGUACUGAAAUAAUAAGUUUUUACAAUACUAAUCUUA
This is a messenger RNA of Siniperca chuatsi (mandarin fish), 1883 nucleotides long. It is a transcript of the gene tax1bp3, whose product is annotated as Tax1 (human T-cell leukemia virus type I) binding protein 3. Gene Ontology annotation, cellular component: adherens junction; postsynaptic membrane; postsynaptic density. The transcript has 4 exons. Lineage: Eukaryota; Metazoa; Chordata; Actinopteri; Centrarchiformes; Sinipercidae. The record is from RefSeq and is a predicted model, not a curated record. Gene Ontology annotation, biological process: neurotransmitter receptor transport, endosome to postsynaptic membrane; neurotransmitter receptor transport postsynaptic membrane to endosome. The coding region runs from base 146 to 532 and encodes 128 amino acids. Gene Ontology annotation, molecular function: protein binding.